This is a messenger RNA of Melozone crissalis (California towhee), 7417 nucleotides long. RefSeq names its product tubulin tyrosine ligase like 5 (gene TTLL5). The transcript has 34 exons. The record is from RefSeq and is a predicted model, not a curated record. NCBI's taxonomy places the organism in Eukaryota, Metazoa, Chordata, Aves, Passeriformes, Passerellidae. Gene Ontology annotation, cellular component: cilium. Gene Ontology annotation, molecular function: tubulin binding; tubulin-glutamic acid ligase activity. The coding region runs from base 106 to 4059 and encodes 1317 amino acids. Gene Ontology annotation, biological process: protein polyglutamylation; microtubule cytoskeleton organization.
GGGGCCGGGGCUGCCUUGUGCGCCCGGCCCGGCGUGGCCCAGCGUGCGGGGGCAGGUAACUGCUCUUGCAACUAGGACUGGGCUGUAUGAAAACUCCCAAAGGAAAUGCCAGUUGGGAUGGCUAAAGAUCUGGAGGAAACUGGCUCAUCCUCAGAAGAGGAAGAAGAUCCUAUAGAUGCGCUGGAAGGUCAUCCAUGUAUCAAGUGGACAGGUGGUGGCUGCAGGCGGGUCCCUGUCUUGGUGUUUCAUGCUGAAGCCAUUCUGGCCAAGGACAGCUACCUCCGUCUAAUUGGAGAGCGCUUCCACAUGUCCUAUAAGAUUGUGCGGACAGACAGCCGGCUGGUUCGGAGCAUUCUGACUGCCCAUGGAUUCCACGAGGUUCACCCUAAUAGCAAUGAUUAUAAUCUCAUGUGGACAGGAUCACACUUGAAGCCUUGCUUGCUGCGUUCCCUUACAGAUGUCCAGAAAGUCAACCAUUUCCCUAGGUCGUAUGAACUGACACGGAAGGACAGACUGUACAAGAAUGUCUGCCGAAUGCAGCUCACCCAUGGGUUCAAGGCAUUCCAUAUCUUACCUCAGACCUUUAUCCUCCCAACAGAGUACCAGGAGUUCUGCAAUACCUAUUCUAAGGACAGAGGCCCGUGGAUAGUGAAGCCUGUGGCUUCUUCCAGAGGUCGGGGUGUCUACCUGAUAAAUAAUCCAAACCAAAUUGUAGUGGAAGACAACAUCUUGGUGUCUCGUUACAUCAGCAAUCCCUUGCUCAUAGAUGAUUUCAAGUUCGAUGUGCGUCUCUAUGUUCUGGUUACAUCCUAUGAUCCCCUUGUUGUCUAUCUCUACGAGGAAGGAUUGGCCAGAUUUGCAACAGUGAGGUAUGACCAGGCAUCCAAGAACAUUAAAAACCAGUUCAUGCAUCUGACCAACUACAGUGUCAACAAGAAGAGUGGAGAUUAUGUCAGCUGUGAUGAUCCUGAAGUAGAGGAUUAUGGAAACAAAUGGAGCAUGAGUGCAAUGCUGAGGUACUUAAAACAAGAGGGGAGAGACACUGCAGCACUGAUGGCCAGCGUGGAGGACCUGAUUAUCAAGGCUCUAGUUUCUGCUGAGCUGUCCAUUGCAUCGGCUUGUAAAAGUUUUCUUUCACAUCGUGGCAGCUGCUUCGAGCUCUAUGGUUUUGAUGUCCUUAUUGAUGACACUCUGAAACCCUGGCUGUUGGAAGUGAACCUGUCUCCAUCAUUGGCCUGUGAUGCUCCUUUGGACCUGAAGAUCAAGGCUAGCAUGCUUUCAGAUAUGUUCACUCUUGUAGGCUUUGUGUGCCAGGACCCAGGCCAGCGGUCAAGCCGGAGCAUUUAUCAUUCGUCUGAAUCUGUCAGAAGAAAUCCGUUCCAGAAGCUGCAGCGUCCUGUGUCUGCACAGUCACAAAGAGCAAACAGCAGAUCACAUACCCGUCCUCUGUCUGCCGGCGAUGCUGAAGUGAAAAGCUCAAUGCCCUUAGGCAGGGAAAAGGCAGCAGGAAGGCACAACAGCUCUAUGCUAGGCCUCUCCAUGGAGGAGAUCAAAGUUCUUCGACGAGUGAGGGAGGAAAAUGAACGGAGAGGAGGCUUCAUCCGGAUAUUCCCUACCCCAUUAACAUGGGACCUUUAUGGAUCUUUUCUAGAGCACAAGACAUCAAUGAACUACAUGCUGGCUACACGUCUGUUUAAGGACAGGAGCAAGACAAAAAGAGAGUUCCUCACUGGAAGAUCCCGAGCAGGUCUCCAUGGAAGGCUGGAUAGGAGGAUGGAAAUUGUGGGCUCUCAUGCUCUCUUUUAUGAGAGGAAGCUCGUUUCACUGGAGUUACGGAAGCGGCGGCGAUACCGUGGCAAGGUUGGAGCAGCACAGGCAAGAGCAUUAGGCACAUCAGAACCAACAAAGCUGUCCUUCAAGUCUGACAUGGAAGGUGAGGAGGAAGAGGAGAUGGAUGAGGAUGAAGAUGAAGAUGUAGAUAGAAGUGUUUGCUCUCUUUCGGACACUCCGGUGAAAAACAAGCCAGAGCUCUCUGACUCAGUGAAAACUGCUUGUAAGGAGAGGUUACCAAAAAAACAUAACAAAAAAACUGGAAAUGGAGAAAAGCUGUUUCUGAAAAAACCAGACUCAAAACCUCAGUUUAACUUGCUUCAGAUUCUUCAGAAUCAAGGAAAUUUGAGCAAGAUUCAAGCUCGUGCAGCUUUCUCUGCCUAUCUACGGCACGUUCAGCUCCGACUGGUGAAGGAGGCUGGUGAACAGAUCCAGAAUCCUGCCUGGGUUGCCAAAGAGGAUGAGCAAAUGGACCUCAUCAUCCGCUUUCUGAAGCGAGCUGCCAGCAACCUGCGUCCGUCUCUGAGGCUGCUGCUCCCCAGCCGUCACGUAGGACUGACGGACAGGCGGCGCAUCCUGGCUCGCCAGCUGGGCGAGUUCAUCAUCUGCUACAACAAGGAAACAGAGCUGAUGGUUCAGAAACAAUCAAAAAAGGAAGAGGAGGAGGGAGUGAAUCCUCAAGAUUUUGAGAACUUCAUUGCCAGAGCAAGUGAAAGUGACCUGGAGGAAGUACUGACUUUUUACACACAGAAAAACAAAUCAGCAAGUGUCUUCCUAGGAACAAAAUCCACAACCACAAAACACAGCAACAGCAGUCACCAGUUAGAGAAGCAGCCCCAAGGUGAGCAUCCUGAGAUGGUGAAAAACAUAAAAGGUGAUCACUCCAAAAGUUCAGUUGCAGAUUUGUCUGCAGAAGGAGCACUAAAAGGCUGUAAACCCAAAGAAGCUAAAUCAAGCUUUCCAGAAGGACUCGCCUUCUCCUUAAAUGCCGAAGUGAAAUUACCUCAGUGCAGCCCUCCUGAUGCUUCUUCCUCUGUUCCUGGUGCCACGUUGCAGAGAAGUUCCAGUUCUUGGAUGCCAUCUCAGCCUGCAGCCUCUGAAAAUCCAAAGCUGUCUGGUCAGCCUUCACUGCCAGCUCCUCCAGCUGGUCCCAGACUGAUUCAGUCCCCACCCCCACUGCACUCCUUGCACAGCACAGCUCCUGACAGCUCUUCUGUCCUCACAAACUUGGUGUCCACUGAGACUUGUAGCCUUGCAGGGUUACAUCGUCGUUCUGGUAACUACACCAUUGGCCCAUUCUCAUCUUUUCAGAGAGCUGUUCAAAUCUACAGCCAAAGAUUGUCCCAAAUACCCUCUGCAAAAAUAGGUCUCCAUCGCAGCUCCAGCGGGCCGUGCAUGGGCUCAGCCAGGAUACACAAGGAUGCAGAACACCCUGCCCAGGCCAAACGUCAGGGACACGCUGUGGCAGCAGCAGAACUGCAGCAGCUGGCAGAAAAACAAGCAGCCUGCCAGCAUUCCCCACCAAGCCACGUCAGUCUCGUUACACAGCAGUUAACAAACCUGGACUUGGCAAGUGGAGCUAUAAGCAAGGGAAAUGCAGCUGCCCCACAGAGCUACUGGUCACCACUCAAAAAAAGAGGGUCACUGUGGCCUGUUCAGUCAGACACUCAUAGAGAUGACAAAAGAUCUGUCUCUUCAGCAGUCAGGGCUCCAGAGAAUCAUAAUUUUGCCUUGGAAGGAGAGAUGGAGAACAGUGUUUACAAGGUGACACGGGGUCCUGUGGCACAUCCCAGCUAUCAGCUUCAGUUUGCUGUGCAGCAGCUUCAGCAGCAGAAACUUCAGUUGAGACAGCUGGGGGAGCAAAACCAAGCACGGCAACAGGCUGUUUUUGCCAACUACUCACAAUCCAGCACCAGUCAUAUAUCUAUGCCAGCUGGCUCUGAUGCCCGCAAGACAUCAAAUGCCACUUCUAGUAUCCAGAAGGCAGCCAGUUUGCACAAAGUGAUGCCAUCCCAGAGUACAGCUCCUCAGCUGGUUCCAAAGCCUCCAACAAACCACAGACAGGCAGUGAUCAGAAAGGCUGCAGCCCAGAGGAUAUCCAAGUUGACCUCCACUGAAAAGCAACUGGAUGGAUUCCAGAACAGCCUUCACAGUGCUGCACCCUGUGAGCCAGGGACAUGUUCCACAGCUUCUACUCGCAGAGAAGGAUUAACACAGAACUCCAGGUGAGGAAUCCCAAGAGUUGCUUCAAGUAUGGGACAACGGAAGAAGCAGCAGCAGUGACUUCACACCAUCACAUUCCCAUAUUAGGCAAAAAAGAGAGAAGAGGAGGCCUUGGUGAGAGAACAACCCACUGAAAAGAGUAUCUAAACAUCUGUGAAAGCAGAUUGUGGUGAUACACCUGCAAGCUGAGAUGAAUGAAUGCUUCUGGGAGCUUCUGCUGCUGAGUCUUUGUCCCUUCAAGGGACAAAUCACUAACUGUGAGAUCUUUCUGUAAGACAAGAGAUCUUUCCUGCAGCUAGUCUUCCUAAAGUCCAGGUUUGAAUAUAAAGUCUCACUUGCUCAGCCAUUUCAAUCUGUUCUAGUCUGGUAAUAGCCAAGAUUCCAUACUUUCAUCACAUGGCAACCAUCAGCAGAGAAAAAUAUUAGAACAUGUGACUGGAGAUGUCUGUGUUGGUUGCCAUCUUGAAUUUUGGCACAGAGCCAUAGAAAUUAACAGUUUAAAUAAAGUCAUUUCAUUUGUUUGUUUUGGUUAUAAUUUCAGUUAUUAAUUCACACGCCCAAAAUAUUUGCUGUUGUUAUAUUGGACAGGAUUUUAAAUCUGUCUUUGUUUCACUGUAAGAUACUUGUAUUCUGUGUGGCUUAUUUUGUAUUUUGAUUUCUGUUUGUUUAGACUUUGUAAACUUUUUAAAUCGGCUGAUGUUUUCAGACCCAGGCUUGAACCCCGAGGCCCAGGUGUCUCUUAUCAGUUGCAGUAGUGUCUUGGUGAAGAAGUUCAGUUAAAAUUUGCCUAGUGUUAUGAAAAUUAGUUUGCUUAUGUUAGAAAACAAUGUCAGCAGCUGGAAAUUGUAUUGGAGAGAAGAUCCAUCCAUCCUUAAAAUGAACAGGAAGCAGCUUCAGCUCUGGCUCUUGGUUGGUGCCAAGUUAAAGGAAAACUCAGUAUUUUGCAACUUCUCCCUUGUCCAACAGCAAGGGGUGUGAUUGAUAGUUCUCAAAGGUAAAAAAUGUUCUAUUGCUUGUAUCAGAGUCUUCAGAGAUUGGAUUUGACAUCCUGUUUGAUGUCUUUUCUUACUCCACUUUCCUCUGUCUUUUGUAGUUUGUAUAGUCAGUGUUAAGAGAUCAUUCAAAUCUGUUGACAGGUAGAUAGUCAUCAACCCAAAGGACUGACAAAAGAAACUAUGUCAGAGAGGGAAGGUGUUUUCUCUUGAAACUAUUAUGUUCAUGUUCACUCUUGAAUUCCACAUAUUUUCUGUCACUCAAGACCAGACAAAUUGUGAGAAGGUUAAAUAAUUAUGUUCAUACCUUAUUAGUUUCACCAUCACUCACUUCAGGCAUGAGUUAAUAGGACAGAAUAUGCAUUUUUCUAUUUCUGGUACACUCACACAUGUGACACACUGAAUACUUCACUUGUCUGAAGUGCAGCUCUCUGAUACAGCUGUUCCCUUCCUUAGCUUAUCUUUCAUUUCCAUUAGACAGUCAUGAUCACGUUCACUUUCUUCACAUUUUUGUUGGCUCAUGAUGAGUGAAAGUUUAGUUGAAGAAGUUAUUUCAGACUUGUGCACAUUCUCAGCAGCUGUGGGCUUUAGGACCGUAGGUCUGUCUUCUUACAGCCUACUCUGCUAUGCUGAUAUUGGCUAUUGCCUCCAGCUCGGUCAGAGGGGCUAUUUCCAUGUAAGAUUGAGCUUCAGUAAAUAACAAUUCCAUUCCUUUCUUCCUCCCAAUGGAUCUGAGUUAUCUUUAUUCCACUGGGUUUAUAUACAGCAUUCAGUAGCUGUAGGAUAUACAUCCUUAUGGACCUCUCAUCUCUGCUUUUGUUUACUAGUUUGUUUGUUCAGGUUAUCACAGCCUCUACUGAAAACUGUAGAGAGGUUUGUAGGAUAAAGACUUAGCUCAGGAAAGGUGAUUGUCUUAUAGGAAUCCUCGUCAGAAGCAACAUUCUUACAUAUUUGUCAAGAAAAUUUCCAAUUAGUGCUGGCUUAUUAUGAACACGGGUGAAUUGUUUUGUCAGUUUUGCCAGUCUCACACCCACUCAUUUUGGGAUAAUGAUUUGAACUUGGUUACAGACAUUUUUCCUCAACUUCUUUGUAUUGCAUGUUAGAUGUAGCCAACAUCUGUAACUGUGAUGACUUAGUAGCAGCAUAUUAAAUAUUGUGUCUCUGAGAUUUUUAAAAUAUUCAGGAAAAUGCACAGUGCAGUCCAAGACCCUUAUUUUGAAGGGAUUAAUUUUGUCAGGAGCAGUGAGGACUUGCAUCCUUUUCCCUGAGAAGAUUUUUCUCCUGCUUCAGACAAAUAAAAAAAAACAACCCAGGAGUAUCAAGACUGGUCCUUUACCUGAAGCCAAACACCUAGACCAUGAAUUCCUGUUUAUUCUCAGGAUGUGCUCAGCCGGAGCAUCAAAUGACAUAGCAGUAUUCCUUUGUCUUGAGCAUCUGCUGAUCCCAUCUCUGAACACAAAUGCUGAUACACUGGGAACAUAUGCAAUAGAGAAGAAAUUGUGUGAUUCCAGCCGCUUAUUUCUUCCACCUCCCUGUAUUCUUCAGCCUGUAGUCCAUAUGUCUGUGCAUGGUGGGUACUGUGUACUGAAGACUAACGUGUAUUUUGUCUCUUUGCAGCUCUGCUACCUCCAUGUCUGUCCCUUUCCAUAAGUCUCUUAGUGCUGCAGUUAAGAGAUUCAGUGGGGAAGCAUAGGACUGUUUCCCACUCAUCUUGGGAGAGAAGGCAUUUUACAGGAAGUGUUUUCUUCUACAAGGGAGGAAAGUAGAAUAGCAAACCCUUUUGGAUAUAUAAUAGUUGCACAAGCAGAGUACAGGUAUGUGUUCCUCAAGUGUGGUUUAUUUUUUCUCUGUAUUCAUCAAUGGUUCCAUCAGAAGUGUCCUUCUUCACUGCAAGACAAUUACUAAUAGAAAACCCCAACAAUCAUUCAGCAUCUAUCUCAGUGCUGACAGUGAAAAAUGUUAUCAAAGGAUCCCCCGCUUCUGUGAUCUUUGUAUCACUUCUGACUUACAGAGCCUGUUCUAGUGACAGAGAAUGAGGCUUGAAAGCAAUAAUGUGCACAUCAGAGUCCUGGAGGCUGAGCUAAUGAAGAGUUCAUACAGCAUUUGUGCUUUGUUUAGGUGAUGAGCAUACCAUGACAUAAAAAUUAAGGGCAGGGUUAUAAAAUUCUCUUCCUUUCCGGAAGAGCUGACUUGUGCUCAAUUCAUGAAAUAUCAAGUUUCCUUUUCGCAUGUUUUAUCUUGACCUUUAAAACAGCCUCACAAGGAAGGUGAGUGCCAUCAAUGGUAAGAUCAUGUUGUGACCCUAAACAAAAACCACUUAGUCUUGGAUGCCAACAAGAUAUACUGAAAUUUCUAUUCUCAAGACUAGGUAU